AUGAUUGGCACUUUAAGAGCUAACAGGAGAGGAAAUCCCAAAAAAAUGCUCAAUAAGAAGGUAAAAAGAGGGGAGGCUAUCUGGAAACGCGAAGGAAAAAUUGAUGUAACCAAAUGGAAAGAUAAGAGGAACAUCAGAAUAAUAAGCACUUCUCAUAAACAUCAGAUGGUUAAAAUUACAACAAGACGAGGCCACGAAAAACUAAAACCACAGAGCGUUCUAGAUUAUAAUGCUCAUACGUCGGGAGUUGACAGAGCCGAUCAAAUCAUGUCAUACUAUUCCAGUCCAAGAAAGACAAUAAAAUGGUAUCGCAAAAUUUUUAUUUAG
Molecule: messenger RNA, 327 nt
Organism: Diorhabda carinulata
Lineage: Eukaryota; Metazoa; Arthropoda; Insecta; Coleoptera; Chrysomelidae
Product: piggyBac transposable element-derived protein 4-like
Exons: 1
Coding region: 1-327 (108 amino acids)
Source: RefSeq, a predicted model, not a curated record